Molecule: messenger RNA, 776 nt
Organism: Calypte anna (Anna's hummingbird)
Lineage: Eukaryota; Metazoa; Chordata; Aves; Apodiformes; Trochilidae
Gene: CIAO2B
Product: cytosolic iron-sulfur assembly component 2B
Exons: 6
Coding region: 46-537 (163 amino acids)
Biological process (GO): iron-sulfur cluster assembly
Cellular component (GO): cytosolic [4Fe-4S] assembly targeting complex
Source: RefSeq, a predicted model, not a curated record
CGCUGUGCAGCCGCCCGCAGCGGCCGGCCAGGGCUAAGCGGCGCCAUGGUGGGCCCGGGCCCGGGCGGCGGGGCCGCGCUGGAGAAUGCCAACCCGCUCAUCUACCGCCGCUCCGGGGAGCGCCCGGUGACAGCGCGGGAGGAGGACGAUGAUUUGCCCGACACCAUCGACGACCGGGAAAUCUUCGAUCUCAUUCGCUCCAUUAACGACCCCGAGCACCCCCUCACCCUGGAGGAGCUGAAUGUCGUCGAGCAAGUGCGAGUGAAAGUGAAUGAUGCAGAAAGCACGGUGUCAGUGGAGUUCACUCCCACCAUUCCUCACUGCAGCAUGGCGACGUUAAUUGGCCUCUCCAUAAAAGUAAAACUGAUCCGAUCUCUGCCCGAGAGAUUUAAGCUGGAUGUUCACAUAACACCAGGAACACAUGCCUCUGAGCAUGCAGUUAAUAAACAGCUUGCUGAUAAAGAACGUGUAGCAGCUGCUUUGGAAAACUCUCACUUACUGGAAGUGGUGAAUCAGUGUUUGUCUGCUCGAUCGUAGUUGCCCAAUGAGGAAAUCACUGGUAUACUGCUGUGUUAAAUUAAUCCGAUUUUGGGGAAGAAACAAAUGCAAAUAUGUGCUAGGGGGAAAAACAGAAGGAUGACUAAUCUGCCAACAGAUUGCUUCAACCUGCACUCCCAGUACAGAAGGCAUCAGUAAAUUAAGUUUUGUUGAAUUUCUCUGCUUGGCUUUCUCCACUACAUUAUGAUAGCGUUAAAUAACUUAUUUGGAUGUUGGCA